Ostrea edulis (European flat oyster) is the source of this 1240-nucleotide messenger RNA. RefSeq lists its product as uncharacterized. The record is from RefSeq and is a predicted model, not a curated record. The transcript has 5 exons. NCBI's taxonomy places the organism in Eukaryota, Metazoa, Mollusca, Bivalvia, Ostreida, Ostreidae. The coding region runs from base 63 to 1202 and encodes 379 amino acids.
AACACCACGCCCUUUCCUCCGUUCCUAGGUAAAGGGCGAGGGGUCCCGAUUACUGUAAAACUAUGGCGGAACUCUCAAGUUUAGGAAAGCGAAGCAAAUCUGCAGAUGAAUCGUGUAGCUCAUGGAGUACACCAGUAAGUGUUAAGAAAAGGAACUAUGGACUUCCAUUUACAGAUAAAUUGGAAAUUCCUCCGAGUGUAUCAUCAUGGACACGUCAUGUUGCUAACAAGCUGGGAAUCGUCUACCACAAAAAGCCAACAGAUGUAGCUGAAUUUUUUAAAAUAUCGGAGGGAAGUCGAGAGUUUAUUUACCCUUUUAAAGGAGAAAACAAACAAAUUCUGGAUUCAUUAGUUUCUGUUACGCAAAAGAAAUUGUGUAAAGCUCGCAAACUGAAUGGGACAGUAUUUUCAGAAGAAGCUGCACAAUGUAUUUCCUAUUUGCAUGCUGCUGCGUCUUUCCAAGAGAUUAUGGCAGAUUUAGACAAGUUGGAGAAGGAAGCAUCAAAUCAGUCGAGCGAAUCAAGAUAUCUUAGAAGAAGUCACAUCAAACUAGAAGAAUUUUUCAUGCAGCUUAACAAAUUCUACAUAAAGAGAGGGGAUGAGCUGUCCAAAAAGCUAGUGGAAAGUGAAUUUACAGAGUUGCUAGCAGGAUUUUCAAGAAUUUUCUUUCUUAACGUUGAGGAAGUGACCUGUAAGAGAACUAUGAAGAUUGGGGAUAUUUCAGCUACAAGUGUUCCAGAUCUCUGUUUCUGGGCCCCAUUUCCGCUGGCGUAUUUCACAUGUUACAGUAUUGGUGUUGUUACAGUCACAGAGGUGAAAGUAGAGCAGAAAGAACAGGGAGAUGACGAGAGCUUUGACAUUAGUACGGCAGUUUGUGAUCAAGUUCUUGGACAACAUGCUGGGGAACUACUGUUGGAGAUACGAGACUCGGCUUUUGAAAAUGUGGCUUUGGGAAUUAUUUGUAUGCAGACAAAGAUAAUUUUUACCCAUUUGGAAAUCGGACAAGAGCACUUAGCCAUGAUUCAGAGAAACGGUGAUGUUGAUGGCAGAUUUGAAGUAGAUGGACGAGAAAGUGGAACUAUUUAUUAUACUAAACCUUAUGAUUAUAUGAAUGAAAGUGACAGGAGUGAAAUACUGGAGUUUUUGUUCUGGUUAGGUCUUCAUUCACUUCCAGUUGUCAAGAGAUUAAAGCCUAAUAAUUAAUGCCAAGCUCGAAGAAAUAAAACAGAUCACCAACAUUA